UGGAUUUGGGUUAUGAGCAUCGUUCCACUGCAAAACGCGAAUGCAACAAUUCAGCUUUGGGGUUUGUUUUUGGGGUCAAUGUCAAUUUUGUUUUGUUGCCCGGGAGGUCGUGUACCGCCUCCCCCAACACGCGCUUGGCAUCUUAAGCAGCAGCCGCUGCAACAUAUAAAAAACCAUAUGACGCCUCGCAAUCCAGUCAGUUGGUCAGCCACAGUCACAACAAUGAAACUUAGCCCAGUUGUCAUCGUAUUGCUCGCUUGCCUGUUGAGCCUGGCUCAGGCGGAUGUGCAGCAGCGUCGUCGCUAUCAACAACAGCAGCUGCAGCGGCAACAGCAGGCCGGUUACAAUUACCAGCCAGCUACUCAGAAUCUGCAGCAGAGCGCCCAGCCAGCGAUUAGCUAUGCAGCGCCACAGCAACUGUAUAGGUCACCAGCGUCUGCAUCAGCGCCUGCUCCUUCUGAGAUCAACUUUGCAGCGCAGCAGCCUCAGCAGCCUCAGCAGCUGUACAGGGCACCAGCGUCUGCAUCUGCACCUGUUCCUGCUGAGAUCAACUACGCUGCGCAACAGCCCCAGCAGCUGUACAGGGCACCAGCUCCUGCUCCAGCUACACCAGAGGCAGCUCCUCCAGCACGUCUGCAAGCAAAGCCUGCGCGCCUGGUGGCAAACAGUGAAGCCCAAGAGGACAUUGAUGAUGCCGCUGAGGAAGUGGAGGUGCCCAAGGCAGCGGCCGCCACACCAGCAGCCGUUCCAGCGCCCGUAGCACCCGUUCAGCCGCCAUCCGUUGUAUAUUACCCAGCCGGCGCCGUAAGCUUUGUGCAGCCAACAGCCUUUGCCAAGUUCAUAGCAGCACCCCAAGCAACAGCUGCAGCUGCUGCCUAUGUGGCCGCACCUCAAUAUUAUGCCGCCUACUACGGUUAG
Messenger RNA from Drosophila hydei, 918 nucleotides. RefSeq names its product skin secretory protein xP2. The transcript has a single exon. The record is from RefSeq and is a predicted model, not a curated record. Bases 178 to 918 code for a protein of 246 amino acids. NCBI's taxonomy places the organism in Eukaryota, Metazoa, Arthropoda, Insecta, Diptera, Drosophilidae.